AUGCUCAUUUUUUUCACUGUGAUUCUCACUCAGUCGCUGUCUGCCGUUGCAGGUGAAAUCAUCGAAGGCAAACGGGCAAAGAAGACGGUCGAGAGGCUCGAUUUACAGGCGCCGAAGCAGAAGGAGAAGCUCAAGACCGGAGAUGGUAGCGGUGAUAAAUUAGGAGACAUUCCUCGCAUCGGCUUCAAGAUCAAUAAGAUAAAAGCAGCCGACCUGAAACCUCUUCACGCCAUCCUGUUCGACAGGCAGGGAAAGAUGGCCCUGUUAAAGAAGAACUUGCGUCUGUUCAACGGUUUUCCUUUUGAUGCCGACAGCGAACAGUACACCAAGAAACGGGAAAAACUCCUCAAGAACUCUAACUUCACCAACACCAAACUGAAGGUUGUCUGCGAUGUUCUGGAUCUGGAGAAGAAAGGAACCCAGGCGGAUCUGGUGGACCGGAUCCUGACGUUCCUCAUUGAACCUAAAAACAGCGGGAAGCGUCUGCCCGUGAAGAAGAAGAGGAAAUCGAAGAAGAAACUCUCCGGCGACGACUCAAAGUCCAGCGCCAAGAAGAAGAGCAAACCCAAACCCAGGAGCUCGUCCUCCAGUCCCAAGAAGUCCAAAACCGGGAGCAAGUCCAAAGCCAUCGUCAUGGACUCCAGCAGCGACGAGGAAGACGACGAGGAAGACGAGAAGGCGGCGGCUUCGGCCGAGGCCGAGGGGUCGGACGCCGAGGACAAACCAUCGGACAAAGAAGAAGAAGAAGAGCACUCCGACAAGUCUGAGGAGGAAGAUGAAGAUGAAGAAGAAGAGGAGGAGGAGGAGGAGGAAGACGAUGAUGAUGAGUCUCCCAAAUCCAAGUCCGGCCGAGGGAAGUCUGCUUCCAAGAAGUCGGCGCCGGCGAAAAGGCCGCGGACGCCGGCGAAGAAGACGGCGCCUCCUCCUAAAAAGAGAGCGAAGAAAGAAGAGUCGGACGCGUCGGAGUCGGACGCCGACAGCGAAGCCGAGGAGAAGCCCAAAAAGAAGAAGUCGACUCCAGCCAAACCCGCCGCCAAAACCAAGAAGGCCGACAGCAGCAGCAGCAACAGGAAAAACACAAACACAGGUGAGGUCAUUUCAGACGAC
Etheostoma cragini (Arkansas darter) is the source of this 1107-nucleotide messenger RNA. RefSeq names its product DEK proto-oncogene (gene dek). Lineage: Eukaryota; Metazoa; Chordata; Actinopteri; Perciformes; Percidae. The record is from RefSeq and is a predicted model, not a curated record. The annotation marks the transcript as partial. Gene Ontology annotation, cellular component: nucleus. The transcript has 9 exons. Gene Ontology annotation, molecular function: DNA binding; histone binding. Gene Ontology annotation, biological process: chromatin organization; regulation of double-strand break repair.